Suillus discolor is the source of this 1585-nucleotide messenger RNA. Its product is annotated as Clavaminate synthase-like protein. Lineage: Eukaryota; Fungi; Basidiomycota; Agaricomycetes; Boletales; Suillaceae. The coding region runs from base 270 to 1400 and encodes 376 amino acids. The transcript is spliced from 6 exons. The record is from RefSeq and is a predicted model, not a curated record.
AGUUUCACUUCCAAAUUCACGUCAGCCCACCGGACUAUUUACAAUAAAAAUCGGCUACAGAUAGUAUACUAAUCUAGCCUUUAGGGAGACGCGCGGCUUGAGUUGGGGAUGGCCUUGGAUGGACGAAGGUAUCCUUUGAUAGGUCCUACCUUAAAGUUGCUCCUCUCGGGAGCAGCUUAACAAGAGCCCCGGGCCAGCAGUCUACGAUCAGAACCUGUGACUCGCCUUUAUAACUUAAGAACUGGUCAUCAUUACGUUCACUUUCCACCAUGUCUGAGUCAGCGCUAUCAGAAACCCUCCCAGUCAUUGACCUUGAUGUCUUCUUGUCUCAACCCACGCAAUCAAUCAGAGUGCAAGAGGAAUGCAAUAAGGCCGCAGAUGCAUUGAUCACAUACGGGGCACUCCUUGUACAUGAUUCUCGCGUAUCAGAGGAAGACAAUGAUGCUUUCCUCGAUCUCAUCGAGGACUAUUUCGCGCAGCCUGUCGAGGACUUAAAGAAGGAUGAACGGCCAGAGAUUCAUUAUCAGGUUGGCGUGACCCUUGAGAACACAGAGAAGCCCAAAUGUGCCGUGGAUGAGCCGUGCUUGGAUAUUAUCGCCAACCUGGACCCAGUUGAACGGCCAUUAGAUAUCUCCGGGCACCAUCCUGACCCCAAGUGCAGGUUCUUCUGGAAAAUGGGAACUCCCCCUCCAUAUGAGACCGAGUAUCCGGCGCUUAAUGCUCCAAAUGUCGUGCCCCAGGCACCUAGAAUCAGUGAGAAGUGGGAAUCCACUAUGGAGAAAUGGGGGCAUUCCAUGAAGAAUGCUGUCGAGAAUAUUGCUGAAAUGACAGCGAUCGGUCUCGGACUUCCUCGAGAAUUUAUCAAGGACGCAGGCAAAUAUGGCCCUCAUCUACUUGGCCCAACGGCUUCUGAUUUGGUGAAGUAUGGGCAAAAGGAUACCAUACUUGCCGGCUUUCAUACAGAUCUCAACUGUUUAACGAUCCACGGUCGUUCAAGGUAUCCAGGACUCAACAUCUGGGCACGUAAUACUGGGAAGCGCAUCCUCGUUAGAUUCCCACCCACUGGCCGUUACCUACUCGUGCAAGCAGGGAAACAGUUCGAACAUUUAACCGGAGGCCUCAUCAAAGCUGGGUUUCAUGAGGUAGUCGUGAACGAGGCUACGUUGCAGACUGUCGAGCGGCGCAAAGAGACUCACUCUGACCGGCCUAAUAUUCGCAUAUCAUCAACAUUUUUCUGGCACCUCUCGUCCGAUUAUGAGCUUGUUCCGAUCCCUAAGCUAUCUGAACGUGCAAAUGCGUUCAAUUUGAGUCAGACAGUGGAUCAGCGUACGGUUUAUGAACGGAUGAAGGUCGGACAGCAGGUUCAGAAUGAACUCAAACAUAUUGCUCUCAUGGCCUAAAUUCACUUGAUUAUCAGAUGCGUGUAGAAUAUGUCCGUCAGUGUAUGUAUAGCAAGGUAUCUGCAGGACACAGCUCACCCAUACCGGCGGACAUGCGUGCUCGGUAUAUAUAUCCAGCCGUGUAUGUAUAGUAUCUCUGAGUUCACCUAUCAUACAUGGUAGUUCUUCUCCCCUCUGUUACGAGG